UGGGAGGGGAGCAAUAAACAGCCCGGGACGCGGAAGGACGAGCGGGAGUGGACCGAAGGGCGGCGGGCGCGGGGACAUGGGGUCUCCGGUGCUGGCCGGGCCCGCACUCCCGCUGCUGCUGCUGGUGCUGCUGCCGCCAGGCCCUGCCCGCGGCGCCGCGCGCUUCGACCCCACCUGGAAGUCCCUGGACGCCCGCCCGCUGCCCGCCUGGUUCGACAAGGCCAAGUUCGGCAUCUUCAUACACUGGGGCGUGUAUUCCGUGCCCAGUUUCGGGAGCGAGUGGUUCUGGUGGUAUUUGCGAGAGAAAAAGAUACCAAAGUACGUGGAAUUUAUGAAAAAUAAUUACCCUCCUGAUUUCAUAUAUGAAGAUUUUGGACCACUAUUUACAGCAAAAUUUUUUGAUGCGAACCAGUGGGCUGAUAUUUUACAGGCUUCUGGUGCCAAAUAUGUUGUCUUAACUUCCAAACAUCAUGAAGGCUUCACCUUGUGGGGCUCAGAGUAUGCGUGGAACUGGAAUGCUGUGGACGAGGGGCCGAAGAGGGACAUUGUCAAGGAACUUGAAGUAGCUGUUAGGAACAGGACAGGCCUGCGUUUCGGGCUAUACUAUUCCCUUUUUGAAUGGUUUCAUCCACUGUUCCUUGAGGAUGAAGUCAGCUCAUUCCAGAAACGACUAUUUCCAGUGUCUAAGAUGCUGCCUGAGCUCUACAAGUUAGUGAACAAGUAUCAGCCUGAGGUCCUGUGGUCGGAUGGCGAUGGCGGGGCCCCAGACACCUACUGGAACAGCACAGGCUUCUUGGCCUGGUUGUAUAAUGAAAGCCCAGUUCGGGACACAGUGGUCACCAAUGACCGUUGGGGAGCUGGCAGCAUCUGUAAGCAUGGUGGCUACUAUACCUGCAGUGAUCGUUAUAACCCAGGACACCUUUUGCCGCACAAGUGGGAGAACUGCAUGACGAUAGACAAGUUUUCCUGGGGCUACAGGAGGGAUGCUGGGAUCUCUGACUACCUUACGAUUGAAGAUUUGGUGAAGCAACUUGUAGAAACAGUUUCAUGUGGAGGAAAUCUUUUGAUGAAUAUUGGGCCCACACACGAUGGCACCAUUUCUCCAAUUUUCGAGGAGCGACUAAGGCAAAUGGGGACCUGGCUAAAAGUCAAUGGAAAAGCCAUCUAUAAAACUCAAACUUGGAGAUCCCAGAAUGACACUGCCACCCAAGAUGUGUGGUACACAUUCAAACCUAAAAGCAAAUUGGUCUAUGCCAUGUUUCUCACAUGGCCCACGUCAGGACAGCUGCUUCUGGGUCAGCCCAGAGCUACUCUGGGGGCAACAGAGGUUAAACUGCUGGGACAUGGACAGCUACUUAACUGGACUUUUUCCAAGCAAAACGGCAUUAUGGUUGAACUGCCUCACCUAACUGUUCAUCAGAUGCCCUGUAAAUGGGGCUGGGCUCUAGAACUAACUCAUGUGGCCUAAUGUGCAGCAGAGGGCUUUAUGCUGCUGUAAUAUCUAAGACUGAAAAUAUCAGGUGUCUAUAGUUGUAGCACAUGAGAAAUCAAAUGUGAGAUUGAACAAGAGUUUCCUAAAUCACCCACAUCACUGUUUUCACUCUUCAGUGCACUUUGCUAUUGAUGUCUCUUCACAUUGCAUUUAUUUCCAUGUGUGAUUCAGAGGUGGGGGUUUUUAUUUUAGGGUAGCUAGGAAUUGGUGGUGUUAAGGACUGGAUCGUGUCUUCUGCCAAAUUCACAUGUUGAAGCCCUAACCCCUCAAUGUGACUGUAUUUAGAGAUUUUAAAGAAGUUACUAAGCUUAACUGAAGUUAUAAAGGUGGGAUCUUAGUCCAGUAUAACUGGUGUCCUUAUAAGAAGAGGAGCAGGAACGUGAGCGCACAGAGGAAAGAUCACGUGAGGACCCAGUGGGAAGUCGGCCACCUGCAGGUCAAGGCGGGAGGCCUCAAGGGAACCCAGACCUGCCACCACCUGGGGCUUUCGGCUUCCAAACCUGAGAAGAAAUAAACUACUGUUGUUUAAGGCA
Messenger RNA from Camelus dromedarius (Arabian camel), 2025 nucleotides. RefSeq names its product alpha-L-fucosidase 2 (gene FUCA2). Bases 77 to 1468 code for a protein of 463 amino acids. NCBI's taxonomy places the organism in Eukaryota, Metazoa, Chordata, Mammalia, Artiodactyla, Camelidae. Gene Ontology annotation, molecular function: alpha-L-fucosidase activity. Gene Ontology annotation, biological process: glycoside catabolic process; fucose metabolic process. The record is from RefSeq and is a predicted model, not a curated record. The transcript has 7 exons. Gene Ontology annotation, cellular component: lysosome.